AUCAAAUUAAUUUUAAUAAAAUUUAAACAACCAGCUACUAUCUCGGAACUGGGUGGCAACGCUGAGUAGCUACGAACAACAAACAAUGUCCAAGGAGCAUUGGAUGCGAGAAUUACCGCCCGAGCUGCGACAACUUUCCAUUAUUAAUUUGGCCAUUCCAGGUUCCCACAACUCUAUGACUUAUGGCAUUAAUAGCAGCUCCAAACUGUCACCGGAUGCCGAACCGGCCAUACGACGUUGGCAUCGUGUCUUUCCCUGUUUUGUGCGCCGUUGGUGUAAAAACCAAUCCUCCAGCAUCUUGGAGCAACUGCAGCUGGGUGUUCGUUAUUUUGAUCUACGAAUAGCACAAAAUGAAGGAAAAUUCUAUUAUUGUCAUGGCCUCUACUCAUUGGAGAUCUUUGAGCCAUUGGAAGAAAUUCGUCAAUUUCUCGACACACAUUCCGAGGAGGUGGUUAUUCUCGAUUUACAGCACUUCUAUGCCCUCGAUGUCGCCCAUCAUCAGCAGUUGCACAUGGAAUUGAUACAGUUCUUUGGUCAUCGUUUGUAUUCCACAUUAGAUGGUAGUCUUCAGGAUUGUUCUUUAGAACGUUGUCUGCAGCUGCAACGUCAAGUGGUUAUCAUCUACAGAAGAUGUCCCAUCCCACUACCUUUGCGUUUCUGGCCUAGUUACGCUUGGCCUACACCAUGGCCCAACAAGGCCAGUGUUAAGCAGCUGCAAUCCUUCCUAGAAGAUUCCUUGCUAUCCCGCCGACCACAAGAUGGAUUUGUCUCUCAGGUUUUAAUUACACCAACUGGCCGGUAUAUAGCUCUUCGAAUAUUUUUCACACUUCAGCGUACAGCAAAAAGAGUGGACAAGAAAUUGCAUCCUUGGAUCAUGGAACAAAUUCCGGGACCCUUUGAUCCAAAACAAAAGCCUCGUGCAAAUGUUUUUCUUGGUGAUUUUGUUAACCUAAAGGAUGGACAGUUUUGUAAUUGGAUUAUUGACUUAAAUAAGAAACUGGAGGCAUUGGCAGAGCAGGAACAGGACGAGGAACAAUAAAGUCGCACAAGCUUUAUACAUACAAAUAUAUGGUGCUAAAUUGUUAUUAAAUUUUAUACUUACCAUUAGAUAGACUUUAAGUAAAAAAUCAAAAUCCUUCAAAUAUAAUUUUUAGAACAACAUUUUUAUUUUGUGACUUUGAAAAAAAUGUUGAAAAUAUUUAUUAGGUUUACAAUUGGUCGGAUUAUGACGAUUUCUUAUACCAAAAA
This is a messenger RNA of Drosophila willistoni, 1248 nucleotides long. Its product is annotated as PI-PLC X domain-containing protein 2. Gene Ontology annotation, molecular function: phosphoric diester hydrolase activity. NCBI's taxonomy places the organism in Eukaryota, Metazoa, Arthropoda, Insecta, Diptera, Drosophilidae. The transcript has 3 exons. Bases 86 to 1039 code for a protein of 317 amino acids. The record is from RefSeq and is a predicted model, not a curated record. Gene Ontology annotation, biological process: lipid metabolic process.